Molecule: messenger RNA, 1356 nt
Organism: Nicotiana tabacum (common tobacco)
Lineage: Eukaryota; Viridiplantae; Streptophyta; Magnoliopsida; Solanales; Solanaceae
Product: aspartic proteinase CDR1-like
Cellular component (GO): extracellular region
Source: RefSeq, a predicted model, not a curated record
UCCAGUACUGAAUCACUAUGGCACUAAAAAUUACUUCCAAUCUCUUUUCUUCCACCCUUCUGAUUAUUACUUUUUCCUUUUUAAUCUCACUUAUCACUAAUCUCAUCUACUCUUCACUACGUGUAGAUGGGGCCAAAACUUGUACGAUUGGCCGUGGAUUUAGCAUCGACUUAAUCCACCCUUCGUCAAAGUUGUCACCACUAGUCAACCACGUAGCCUCAGCAGACUUGAUCCCUGAUGCUUUUGGUGGUAGUUACCUUCUGAAUUUUUCAGUGGGAACACCUCCGCAAUUUCAGCUUGCAGUUGCUGAUACUGGUAGUGGCUUCAUAUGGAUACAAUGCCAGCCAUGUCAGUGCUACAACCAGAAAUUUCCCAUCUAUGCACCCACAAAUUCUUCUACUUAUGAGGAACAACCUUGCCACUCGCCAAAAUGCUCUGAGUUUGCACAUUGCGAGGGAGGUAUCUGCACCUACUAUGUCGAUUACGUUGAUAAGAGUUCUUCGUCCGGUGAAGUGGCUACAGAAACUCUCUCUCUCUACUCAUCGUCUGGUGAAAAAAUCUCCUUUCCCAAUAUCCUUUUCGGAUGUGGACGUAACUCAAGAUCAACUUCAAGGGACCCAGGGUUAUCCGGCAUUGUGGGGCUCGGUUUUUCUUCCUUCUCUUUAGUUUCCCAAAUUGCGUCGACUUUUGACCAAAGGUUCUCCUUCUGCUUUGUGCCUUUGGCAAAGUUAGAUGUCCCAAGCAAGCUUAGCUUUGGUGACAAGGUUGACGUUUCGGGACCUGGGACGCAUGUCACUCCGCUUCUUGUUAAACCCUCCCGACCAUCUUAUUACUUGACCCUCAUAGGCCUUAGUAUUGGGAAUAUUAGAUUGGAGCUUCUUAACAAUUCCUCUACCACAUUUCAAGUAGGGAACAUAAUCAUAGAUUCAGGAACCACCUUCACUUUCCUUCCUACGUGGUUAUACAACCAGCUUAUUUUAGUGGUGAGACAAGCUAUCCAUGUAGAACCAGUGGUGGACGGGGGCAGCAGCUCAACUGUACUCUGUUACAGAGCUUUGAAUUCCACUGACGUUCCUCCAAUCACAAUGCAUCUUCUGGGUGCUGAUCUACCUUUAUCCGUCGAGAACAUAAUGCAUCCAGAUCCUCAAGGAUAUCAGUGCCUAGCAUUUCGUCCAACUGAAAACGAGGCUUUCUUCGGCAGUGUGACCCAAACCAACUUCUUAGUCGCCUAUGAUUUAGAAAAUAUGAGUGUCUCGUUCAAGGCCACUGACUGCACCAACAUGGCCUGAGACUUGUGUCCGUAUUUUGACGGAGUACAAUAAACUACUUUGUGAUAAUGUCAACUUCUUAUCUAUC